Dunckerocampus dactyliophorus (ringed pipefish) is the source of this 4504-nucleotide messenger RNA. RefSeq names its product syntaxin 6 (gene stx6). Gene Ontology annotation, biological process: vesicle fusion; Golgi vesicle transport; intracellular protein transport. Bases 193 to 960 code for a protein of 255 amino acids. Lineage: Eukaryota; Metazoa; Chordata; Actinopteri; Syngnathiformes; Syngnathidae. Gene Ontology annotation, cellular component: SNARE complex; endomembrane system; synaptic vesicle membrane. The record is from RefSeq and is a predicted model, not a curated record. Gene Ontology annotation, molecular function: SNAP receptor activity; SNARE binding. The transcript is spliced from 8 exons.
AGCCGAAGACUCCACCACCACCACCACAUUGCUGGUGUCAUUCGGCUAUUUCCGCUGCGGUAGACGCCGUUUCAUGUAAACACAGCUAGGACCAGGAAUUAAGUUAUCAAAUUUAAGUUUGUUCAAGCCUUCGGGGUCUUCUGUGGUACGUGUGUGAUGGAGCUGCACUUGGACUAAACCGGGAGCGGCAACAUGUCCAUGGAAGACCCGUUCUUCGUCGUCAAAGGUGAGGUGCAGAAGGCAGUGAAUGCAGCUCAGAGCCUCCAUCAAAGAUGGAGCGAGUUGUUACUGGAGGGGGGCGGGGCCUCCAAGGAAGAGAUGGACUGGACCACCAAUGAGCUGAGGAACAGCCUGCGCUCAAUCGAGUGGGACCUGGAAGACCUCGAUGAGACCAUCAGCAUCGUAGAGUCCAACCCCAAGAAAUUCAACCUGUAUGCUGCAGAGCUGUCCAAGAGAAAAGCCUUCAUCAGCAGCACAAGACACACAGUGAAGGAGAUGAAGGAGCACAUGUCUAGUCCAGCUGUAGCCUGCAUUGACAGAACAAACAAACAGGCUCUGAUGGGUGAUUGCGGUGCUCAGGGUCCACUGUGGCAGGCUUCUGGUGAUAAGUACAGCCGACUGGACCGUCAGCUGCAGAAUGCCAACUCUCAGUUCAUCGAGGAGCAGCAGGUUCAGCAACAGCUGAUGGCAGAGCAGCAGGACGAGCAGUUGGAGCUUGUUUCAGGAACAAUCGGAGUCUUAAAGAACAUGUCAGAGAGGAUUGGCAUGGAGUUGGAUGAACAGUCUGUUAUGUUGGAUGACUUCAGCCACGAGAUGGACAACACUCACUCCAGACUGGAUAACGUCAUGAAGAAACUGGCCAAAGUGUCCCACAUGACCAGCGACCGCCGCCAGUGGUGCGCCAUCGGUGUGCUGCUCGCCAUCCUCUUCGUUAUCCUACUCCUGCUCUUCAUCCUCUGAUUGACAGACCUUCAUCCUGCAUUGGUGAACUGGAGGUCAAAGUUUGCCGAGUGACACUCCUUAACAAUGCAGAGGUCAAAGGACAAACAUGUUUUGUUUUUUUUUGUCCCUGAACUUGAAAGCAGCUCCAGCAUCGUUAGUCAACGACACUUUUAUUGAAUAACACUAAAAUUGUUUGUUUGCUCCUCAUAUGUAUUUCUUCUAUUGCUUUUUUGACUUAAGUGACUGACACAUUUCCUUUGGUUGCCUCAAGACAGCAGGAAGUAACCCUAACAGUAAUAAUAAUGACAUUUCUCAUGACACUCAACACCAUUUUAACAUGUUUUUGGAAAGUAUUAUAUGUGUGACACUUAAAAUAAUAAGUACAAUAAAGUUUCAGUGUUGAUGAAACUUGGCAGCUGAUACUUUGCUCAACAAUAAAGUGAAACACAAAACACACGAGAGAGAAAAAAAUUGCCUUAAAAUGCCUUUUUUUUAUUCGUGCAGUGAAGUCAUUUACAAAUUAAACGAAGGUCAGCUCUAUUGUCUUGACCAGUCUUGUGUGCAAGAAGCCGAUUGGCCGAGUCACGUGAGCCGAGCAACAGGUCCACCCAUAUCUUUCUUGCAUAAUGAGCACGACUAACAGAACUCCCAACAGGUUUUGAUGUUGAGGUGACAGCACGAAAGAAGCUGUUGAAGCAUAUCACUUCCUCAAGUGUAAGGAGGGCGACCCCUGUUGGACAAGAAGAACACACAAUGAUGGACGCUUGUCAAUGAGCUGGGAGCAUUAGCAUCACAGCGAGCUGCGCUCACCGGCAUCCGUUGGUGCGGGUACCGGUUCGGGGCGGGGUCAGAAGUGGGUCGAGGCUGCGCAGUGAGGCGGUCCAGGCUGCCGGUUCGGGCCCUGCAUGAAGCAACGCUGGAGAAGAGACGACGCAGAGACAGACGAGUGGACUGCUGUCUGUAGCCGAAUCUAAACACACACACAGUUUACAAAGGCUAUUCAUUAAUUCAGUCACAGCAUAAUGUAUAGCCCAUAUUACACUAAUUUGUAUUCUUGAAAUAUUGUACGCCACGGGUGUCCAUAAUGCAAAUUCUAAAAAUAAAAUUAAACACAGCCAACAUAGUAGUUAACAUAGUAUGUCGACAUACAGUGCUUGACAAAUGUAUUAUGCAUGACAUAUGUUUGCGUCGUCACUCCGUGACAUGCAAUUCUCUCUCCAAACACUUAGGGGCAGUGUUCUCCAGUGAGUCAGCUCAACAACAACUCUUCUUCAAAAAAUUUGGCAAAAAUUACAAUUUAGUUGUCUUUUUUGCCAAAUAAAUAAUAUAUAUUUUGAUGUUUUUGAAAGAUGUGUAAUAUUUUUAUAGUUUUUAUGGCAUGUGGUCUAAUAAUCUCUCCGACUGGCUUUAGCAUAUUUCCAAACUGUGAAAAAUAACAAAGUGGCCUCCCACAUCCUUACAUUUUUCUGUAUGCCACUCAGUGGAAAAACUGUGGACAUCCCUCUUGUAAGCAAAGCAACAAGCCACUGUACUGGACUACAAACAUGGUUGCAAUGAAUGCAUUCAUGCAGACAUCAAUGAAUACCGGACAGGCACAUAUACUGUAGCAUUAUGCAUAAUCUGACUGUCAUGUAAUUGCAGCAACAAAAAUGAUUCAAGAUGGUGGAAAUAUUGGUGGAAAGACCAGAAUUUCCCUUAUCCUCAUUUUGCAGCAAAUUACCCUUAUUUUCAAAUGCAAAUGUUGGCAGGUAUGAGUACCACAUGGGGCAUAAUAAAGCCAUGCAUGCAAGUACAAUAGUUAUUGAAAGUUUCAAGAAGAUCCUGUAGUACACAAGGGUAAACAAGAACUCCAUCGAUAGCUUGGUUCAGGGGUGUGCAAAGUGCGGGCCCAGGGGCCAUUUUUGGCAGGCAGCUCGUUUUGCAUUGGCCCUCUAGAUACUGUAAAAAUAAAAUGCAUUCAUUAUUCAUAAAAUAUAUUUUUAGAUAUUACACUAAUUUGCUUGUCUCAUUUAAAACACAGCUAAGAUGUGGAUGUUGUUGAGAAUAACUAAGCAUUAGUUCACCUUCAUUUGACUGGUUUUAGCAUCUUUACUGUAUAAAAUGUUGCUUGUGCAACACAGGCGCCCUCUUCCGCCCCCACAGUGCUGAUACCCAACUGGGCUUUGUUGUGUCCAGAAGGUGGCGUUACAGUAGCGUACAGUACUCACGGCUGAGGAAGAUGGAGCUCUUCCCCCAUUGGCUCUCUGACCUGUCCAUCAUUGGUGUUCCCUGAGGGAAGCCGCCUUUGUUUGUUCACUGUAAAAAAAAAAAAAAGACAAUUGCAAAAGAAGUGAGAAAAAACUUUGAAUUUAGUACUAAAUUCGCUUACAAUUUUUCUAAAUUGGACAGACUCUGGUGAUUGAUUGAUUAAAAUGACAAAAGGUCCCUGUCUGGGACCCACAACCGGCAUGUGAGGCGCCCUUGAAUGCUGAAUGAACAAUAGGCCUAAAAAGAUUUAGACCUGCUGUCUGAGAUGUGGAUGACUUGUGGCUACUGGGAUCUAGACAAAGAUUCUUCUCCUGGACCUCUCCCCGAGGCUCCUCAUGGUCCUGCUUCAGAAUUUGGCCUGAGGGCAGCUGCUCAGGGGAAUAGGGAUUUAACGGCAGUUCUUUGGUGGGUGUGGCCUUGAGAGGGGCUCGGUUUCCACUGGCUUGCAUCUGAUCAGUUCUUCCUGUCCGUACGCUGAGUCGUCCGGUCGCAACAUCUCCUCUUCUGCAGAUGUCAGGGGGCGUGACCAAACCAAUGUGAGUUUCUUUGAUUGGCUCGGUCCACAGGUCCAGUCUGUAUGGGCUCUGGAUCUGCUUGACCCCCAAUAAAACUGCCCUCGCUCCCGUUGCUCCAUUGGCCUCAAGCCCCGCGUGCGGCCUGCUGUUGACAUGCAGGCUGAGUUUGGGCUUGCAGACCAGGAUGCCUGCGACUCCAUGGCUUGUACGUUGUCUCUGCCGGUCCAGGUAACGGGAGUCGGCCUCAGCCUCGGUCUCAUCUUCAAAACGUAGACGGUGACUUGCCGGACACGACCUCAUCAACUUGGAUGGGUCACUCUGGUCACUGGACAACACAGCCACACUCUCUGACCUCAGCUGGAGAACUGGACCGAGUUUGGCACUGGAAGUUGUCAAAAAAAACAAACUCCACUGAUUUAUUUGUCACAGUGCACAAGCAGAAAAAUCUCCAGUCAAUUCCAUUUUUACAACAACUUAGGGCGGGUGUAGAAGUGGGCAGAUUGAUCCAAAUAGCAAUAUUAUUAAGGGUAGAUUCAGUAUCGGAUUGAUACUCUUUUGUGUUUAUUUUCACAAAUAUAUGUGUUUUUAUUGUGUUAUUCAUAUUGCUACCUUGUUGAUAUCGUUAUGGUUAUAUAUUGUUUGCUUUUGUUCACUUAUUGACAAUUACUUAUGACUAUUGACUUUGUUUUGUCAAACAAUUGUAUGGAAUAAAAGGGAGUCACUGUAUUAGUUUGUUGCUAUUGUUACAAUGUCUUAUAUUGUUGUAUUUACAUAUUGUUACAUUUUCACAACAAGUUUGU